GAGAACUAUCUGCGCCUUUUGAUCAAUGAAGAUUGGCCCGUCUGGGGUCCCAAUCCUAAACUACCGAUACGUGCAGAACCGGGGGAAUCCACGGUGGAGAUCGUGGAAAUGUUACAUUCCUUAUCAACCUCCAGCGUCACCAAACGCAAAGGUGUUCUUCUACGACUGUUCGCCCUCGCGGCGAAAUUGGAAUCUGACUGGGCCAGUCUCGCUGUCGCUCGUCUCAUGCCUGAUGCAUCCACUGUGCAGUUGGCUAUACGCUACGCUGGUCGUUUACGUCGACAGAAUUUGGCCGAAAAGCUAGCUGGAAUUGCCCUAGAGAAAGAAGAGGCCGCUCUAACUCCCUCGGAUUUGAGCGGUGGUGAAGAAGAAGAAAACGAUUUCCACGUGUCCCAGGCUGUACGUGUCUCUCAUGGUCACGGCCGUCAACAAUAUGUUCCUAUGCAACUUCAAAAUGACAUUUCUCCAAUUCGAUCGCAUCGCCGCCACGCAUCUGGUGCGCAUUCGGACCAUGAUUUGACCAACGUUUCUUUGGUCAGUUCAGCCACAGAUGACAACACCCACGAUGAGGCUCUACCUCUACCACAUUCCGAACCGUUUACCCAAUCAGUUCUUUCACCCCUCAGCCCAUCGAUUGCAGCGCGGAAUCCUUUUCGGGUGAGUCGUUUGUUGGUUUCAGCUCUCCAAUCCGACUUUUCACAACACGACAUCUCCCUGCCAAUUGUUUGA
Molecule: messenger RNA, 729 nt
Organism: Dicrocoelium dendriticum
Lineage: Eukaryota; Metazoa; Platyhelminthes; Trematoda; Plagiorchiida; Dicrocoeliidae
Source: the annotation of a GenBank genome assembly